UAUGUUAUACAUAUGUUUAUUAUUUAUAUUUCUAAUUUACAUGGGUUAAUAUUAUGCGUUUAUUAUUACACAAUUUAAUUAAAACCGUAUCAAUAGUAUUUACUAAGGAUGGUUUUUGUAUUAAAAUGUUCGGCACACUUCAAUAGUUUUUUUGUAUUUCUUUUAUUUCUGAAAUUUGGAUUAUUUUUACUUUAACUUUACUUUUCACGUAGAUACCUAUACUAUUAUAUAUAAUCCACAUUUAACUUUGUAUCAUGAUGUUAUAAAUAGCUCUUACAAAAUAAAAUUUCAAUUUACUUUAAAUAAACGAGAGCACGAAGUCAGUAAAGUUUGGCUGUUUAAUUGUUACAUUAUAAUAAUUGAGAUAAUUAUCGGUGAAGUGAUUUCAUACCAAUUUUACUAGCAAAGUCGUUGAAACAUUAAACGGAACCGUCAAUUAUUUAGUUUAAAAUUAUUUUAACAUGUCAAUCAAAGGAAGAACAUCAUAUCCUCAAAAUAAGUAUACAUAGCAAGAUGACUUCAAAAGUUUUAUUGUUAGCUUUUAUUUUGUUAUUCAAUUUGAUAAAGUGUAACCCUUCCGGGAAAAGAAUGAAAAAUAUAUUUUUAAAUAAUUCGAAUACAAAUAUUAAAAAAGUUCCAUUCAACAAUAGUAAUACAAACAACACCCAGAUUCGUGGCAAUGACAAAAAUAAAAAUAUGUUUUUAGAAUUAGAUAACGUGAGAAAACCAAUAACACUCGAAAACGAUCGCAGAACUAUGAACAAUACCGAGAAGGUAAGUAAAAUAUUAAAAUACAAAGGUUUUGCAAAGACGGGGGGGUUCACAUAAACUUAUUUUCGAGCUACUGCCUUCUUCGCUUGAACCAUGCCACGUAGAGUACCCACCAGGAGCUUGUUUUACACAUAAUUGAUUGCUCCUUAUUUUCGGUUUUUCAAUCAGCUAGAUUUGAACCAUAAUUUUCGAGAUAAAGCGCGUUAAAGUCAAAACUUUUGUUUCCUUUUUUUUUUAAUUUUUUUUUAAAUUUGUGUUAUUUUUAGAGUAAAAGGUAAAAGUUACAUUGAAAGGUAAAAUUUAAUAUAUAUAACGUUUUCCUCUAUCUCAUAAAUUUUCCAGUAAAAAAUCUAUUACAAACACAUACAGAGUUUAUACAAACAUAACAUACACUAAAUGCUUUUAGUUUAGUGUUUAUAAUAAGGAAUUUGUAUGAAAUGUAUGAACUAUGGCAUUAUACGAGUAUUAAAAACUAUGAGAGACUGGAAAAAAUUAUAUGGGAUAACUUUUAACUUUUAUUGUAGAGCAUCGAAAAAAAAACUUCGAGAAAUUUUGAGUUUUUUUUUUAAAAACAAUAAAAAAGAAACAAAAAUUUUGAUUUUGACGAACUUAAUCUCGAAAAUUAUGGCUCAACUCUAAUUGAUUGUAGGAUCAAAAAUGAAGAGCAAUCUAUCAUCUGUAAUACAAGCAUCCGAUGUUUACUCUACGCCGCAUGGUACCGAAUCUACAAGCAUUUAUUUAUAUACAGGAAAAAUCUGGUAUCUUUUUUUUCCAUGAGGCUGUAGCUUGAAAAUGAGUAUAUCUGCAUAAUCCCACCCAUUAAUUUUUUUGCUGGAAAUUGAUCAAUCCAUCAUCCCUGAAAUAUUUGCUACUUUAUGUGAAACACCCUGCAUAGCAUACAUAUAUUCAUAUAUACUUAUAUACCUACAUAUGAAUCAAUUUUCUUUCAAUUUUCGUCUGAACUUUUUUCAACUACUUCAGAAUAAACAAAACAAUCAUAGGAAUGAUGGAAAUUUUGAAAUUAAUUAUGUUGAAGAAUAUGGUGGCCAUAAUGAAAAUGAAUUUUCUAGAAGUUAUCACAAUAAAGGAUCUAAAGGAUAUGAUGAUAACGAAAUGUUUGACAAGGAAGAUGGAAGGGAUUAUUUUAUGAAAAAUGGAGACGAUAUCAGUCAAAUUAAAUUAGAUAAGAGUUUGGCCAAUACUGGUAAGUUUUAUCAUGUUGAUAUAAAGAAAAAUAUGUUUGUAUUUGUUAAGCGAAUGAUAAUAUAAUAUAAUUAUUAAUAUUAUAACAUAACGGUAACACAUCAAUGGCAAUAUUUUUCUAAUUACACAUUAGGGAUAGGAAAAAAAUAUAAAGUUCACAGUCAAAUAUUCAAAAUUCCAGCGAAUAAAAACCAGAGUCAAGAAAAUCAUCCAACUAGUUUAAUUUUGCAAGAAAGAAACUCAUCAAUAUCAAAAAGUCCCAUAGUCAAAUCCAAAAGAGCCGAUGAGAAAAACUAUGAAGUUCAUAAGGAAAAGGCAAAAAAAUUUAAUAAAGCUAAAUAUAAUAGUAAUAAAUACGAUUCGAAUAUUGACAUGCCAGAUAUUCAAAUCCCAAUUAACCUCGGCAAACAUACAAUACACAAUAAAAAAAAAAUUGAAACUUUAGUCAAAGAUACCACAAAUUCUGAAACAAAUAUUAAGCCAUUACAAGCUGAUGUUCAUGGCGGUUACGAAGCUUUUAUCAUUCAUAAGGCGCCUAAUAAAAACAAAGGAAAAGAUCGCAAAAAUAAAAAAAAUUAUAAUGAAAAAGAUUAUAAGAGCACUGAGAAUGAACAUAAUUCCUUAAUCAAUUAUUUCCCAAUUAUAAAAACUACAAAAAAUCAUCGACACAAAUCGAAGAAACAGAAUAAAAGUAAAUCACAAAAAGAUGAAAAUGAAUAUGAUCACUAUAGCUACAAUUACGGUAGCAAUGAUGACGGUGAAUACAGUGAUGACGAGAAUUAUAAGAAUUCGAACAAUAAAGAUUAUAGCGAAAAAUUUUAUAAUGAUAACAGUAAAAAUGUUAUAGGUUCCGACAAAAUUUAUGAUUAUGAAGAUGAAACAAACAACGACUUUGAAUACGAUGACGGUGUUGAAAGUGGUAACGAAAAUAGCGAAGGAAAUGAAAACAAGAACAAUGAACGUGACGUUUUAAAAAAAUCUGGCGAAUUAGAAGCUAUAAUACCUAUUAAGAACAUAAGAAAAGAAGUUGAGAAAAAUGGCAGAGAAAGAUAUAACGAAAAAAAAAAUAUAGAUAAAUCAAUGAAAAAUCAAGAAGCUAAAACUUAUAAAAAAAAUGAAGAACGAAUUGAAAGGUCAAAAAGAAAUCGUAAUUUUGCCCAUGUCACACCUCAAAGUGGUGAAAUACCAAAAAUUAAAUUAAAUAAAAGAAAUGGAGCCUCCGACAAAAUAUAUACAAAUUACAAAACUAGACAAAAAAUGAAUGAAGGAGUUAUUCAAAAUAGGAGCAAGUCUAAACCCGAUGCUUCAUUAAAAGGGCUAUUUCCUCAUAUAAAAACAAAAAUAUAUCAGAUCAGAAAAACGCCACAAACAAGAAAGAAUGUUUCCAAAGAAAAUAUUUAUAAUAAUAGUAGGUUCUUAAGAAUGAAUUCAAAUAACAAUCAUAAAGAAAAUGUAGAUCAAAGGAAAAGUCGAAAAAAAAAUCGCAAUUAUGAACCAUAUAUCAUACAAAGAAAGCCUAAGGAUUCCGUUGAUUACAGUAAAACUAAAUAUCAGCAAAAAUCUGAAAAUGGUCCUGAAGAUAGAAACAAAGCCAAGAAAAAGCCAUUUGUUGAAAAUGAUUAUAAUGAAAGUGAUAUCAAUGAAGAUGAUAUUAGAGCUUACGACGCAGAUUACAAAUACUACGAAGAUUUAGAAGCUGAAAACCCAGAACAUAACAAAUCUGAUGAUGUUUACGAGGAUAAUGAUUUAAUUUCUGAAGAAAAAGCUGAAGACUACGACCAAAAAAAUGAAAACAAUGAUUACAAAAAUACCACUGAUGACUCAGAUGUUGCUGCAAAAAUACAAAACUCAAAUGAUUAUGGUAAUGCUAAUGAUUACGACGAAAUUGAUGAGGGGAAUAACAGCAUAUUGGUAGACUACAAUUAUAGCAAUCAACAUUUGAAUGAGAACAUUUCGAAAUAUAAUUCAAAUAGGAAAAUACCUAAAAACAACGAAAACAACGAGUCAAGGAAACGAAGAAGGCAAUAUAAAGGUUGUUAUCCGAAAACUGAAGAGGACUACAUAAACGAAAAUAGUUCUGAUGAUUGAAUGCUUACAAUGGAAAUACAAAAUAUAAAAUUAUUACUUCAUAGAUUACUUUUUUCAUAAAAAAUUAAAAAAAAAUGUUUUAGUUAAAAAAUACAAACCAUAUAAUAA
Messenger RNA from Condylostylus longicornis, 4170 nucleotides. RefSeq lists its product as uncharacterized. The transcript has 2 exons. NCBI's taxonomy places the organism in Eukaryota, Metazoa, Arthropoda, Insecta, Diptera, Dolichopodidae. Bases 2347 to 4062 code for a protein of 571 amino acids. The record is from RefSeq and is a predicted model, not a curated record.